AUGCAAAGAGUCCAACAUCUUAGUGCUUAAGUCAAUAAUUGUACUCCUGUUCCAUCCAGAAGUGACAACGACGUAGUCAUUUGUGGAGCUGUUAGAACCCCUUUGACCAAAGCUAAAAGAGGAUUAUUGAGAGAUACUCCCCCUGAAAUCCUUCUUAGCACAGCCUUCACAGGUCUUUUGGAAAGAACCAAGGUUGAUCCAAAAUUGAUCCAAGACAUCGUUGUUGGUAAUGUCAAUCAACCUGGAAGUGGUGCCAUUGUAUCUAAGAUGGCUGCCUUCUUGUCUGGAUUCCCAGAUACAACUUGUUUGACAGCAAUCAAUAGAUUCUGUUCAUCAGGAAUUGAAGCAUGUGCUGUCAUUGCUGCCAAAAUUAAAUCUGGAAUGUUGGAUAUUGGUAUUGGAGCUGGAGUUGAACAAAUGACUAUGUAUGAUAUGUAAAGUCAAAUGAACGCUGAAUUACUCAGUGAUGCUAUCUUUGAUCAUCCAUGUGCAAGAGAUUGCUUAUUGGGUAUGGGAUAAACAUCUGAGAAUGUUGCAGCCCAAUUUGGAGUCACAAGAUUGUAAUAAGAUAAAUUUGCUUAUGAAUCCUAAUAAAAGGCUUACACAGCUUAAUAAGAAGGAUUAUACAAAGAUGAAAUAAUUCCAGUCAAGACCUUCAUUAAGGAUGGAGAUAAAACUAAAGAAGUCAUUGUUACAGA
This is a messenger RNA of Paramecium tetraurelia, 698 nucleotides long. RefSeq lists its product as uncharacterized. Gene Ontology annotation, molecular function: acetyl-CoA C-acyltransferase activity. Lineage: Eukaryota; Ciliophora; Oligohymenophorea; Peniculida; Parameciidae. The transcript has a single exon. Gene Ontology annotation, biological process: fatty acid beta-oxidation; phenylacetate catabolic process. The record is from RefSeq and is a predicted model, not a curated record. The annotation marks the transcript as partial. Gene Ontology annotation, cellular component: peroxisome.